Gongylonema pulchrum is the source of this 778-nucleotide messenger RNA. Lineage: Eukaryota; Metazoa; Nematoda; Chromadorea; Rhabditida; Gongylonematidae. The record is from the annotation of a GenBank genome assembly.
GCGUUCUCAUUCCAUUCAUCUUUUUCCAAACGAUCUAUUGGCUCCUGGCUUUUCGUUAUCGCUUCUAUUUCUAUUUCAGGACGAAAUAUCUCAUGUCGUUUGUUAUGGUUCUGGGAGCCCUUAUCGGAGGGAUGACAACCGAAGGUGGCGGAGCUGUGGCUUUUCCAGUGAUGACGCUGGCGCUAAAUAUCACCCCAGUUGUAGCUCGCGAUUUUUCAUUGAUGAUACAGUCAUGCGGUCUAAGCGCUGCCUCAUUUACAAUAUUUUUCACUGGAAUCCUUGUCGAGUGGCAUUCUGUUUUAUUCUCAACAGCCGGUGCAAUUUUUGGAGUAAUUUUCGGUAUCCAGGUUGUGGAUCCACUGUUGACGGCGGCUGAAAAAAAGAUGGCAUUUGUUUCGGUGUUUUUCUCGUUCGCUCUCUCCCUGUUCAUUUUGAACUCUGAAAAGAAACGAAUUUUCACAGGCGUUGCGGGUUCUGGUAUCGAUGUCUAUUCAUUCUCUAUACUCACACUACUUUUUCGGAUCACCGAAAAAGUAGCUACGCCGACGUCCGUUGUGCUGAUGGCUGCAAAUAGUAUGGUCGGAUUCUUCUGGAGGCAUUUUAUGCAGAACGCCAUCCAGCAGGAAUCCUGGGAAUAUUUUGCUGUAUGCUUACCCAUUGUGGUAAUUUUUGCGCCGGUUGGUAGUUUCAUUGCAUCAUAUUUACAUCGACUCACGCUCGCUACGCUUAUUUACAUCCUAGAAACAGUAGCUUUGAUUCGCCGCGUUAUUGACUAGAG